This is a messenger RNA of Eimeria tenella, 1818 nucleotides long. RefSeq names its product la domain-containing protein, putative. NCBI's taxonomy places the organism in Eukaryota, Apicomplexa, Conoidasida, Eucoccidiorida, Eimeriidae. The coding region runs from base 1 to 1818 and encodes 605 amino acids. The record is from RefSeq and is a predicted model, not a curated record. The transcript has 6 exons. Gene Ontology annotation, molecular function: RNA binding.
AUGGCAGCAGAAGAGGCCAGCGCGCCUGCAGCGCAGCCGGGCGCGAGCCCUGCAGCAGAACCAGCCAAGCCCGCUGCUGCGGCCACAGAAGCAGCAGCAGCAGCAGCAGCAGCAGCAGAGGCUUCCGAGGGCCAGGAGGGGAGCGGGAAGGGCCCCCGGCCGGCCAAGAGGCCGCGCAAAAGCCCAGCAGCAGCAGCAGCAGCACCCAAACUCAAGACACGGGAAGAAAUGACUGAAGAAGAACUCAAAGCCACUUUAAAACGCCAAAUCGAAUAUUAUUUAUCUGACGCCAACUUGGCCACAGACGCCUUCUUCCACGAGAAGAUCCAGGAGGCUGAGAAGCAAGGAAAGGGGGUGUCCUUGAACAUCUGCUUCGUGCUCAGCAGCCCCAGAAUAAAAGCUUUGGCAGCAACAAAAGAGGAAAUAGCAGCAGCUCUUUGCGACAGCGCUGCGGUGUCUGUACACCCGGACGCAGCAGGCGAUCUGUGGCUGCAGCGCCAAGGGCCUUUGCCGCCACUUAAAAAGAAGUUCAAAAAGGGCGAAAAAGACGAGGCUGGACUCGCCAAAGACCCCCACGCCGUCGGCUGCAUGGCCCGGCUGAGCAACUUGCCGGCGGAGGCGCCGAGUUGGCAGGCAAUAAAGGACGCUCUGCGGGAGAAGCUUCCUCCAAAAGUGCAAAUUCGCUACGUUUCGCGGGUUGAUAAGAACCAGCAGUGCACAGUUUGGUUGGGCAGCUUCAAAGGCGAUAAAGCCCUUUUAGAAAAGCCGCUGCAGCUCCAGCUAGCCAACGCCGAGGCCACGCUGGCCCUCAUGAGCCCCCAGGAAGUCCGCGCCGCCGUUAACUCCGACCUGCCGCCGCGGGUGCGGGCGAGCCGGGAGAAGGAGCUGCAGCAGUACCGGCGGCAGCUGCUGCUGCUGCCGCUGCAGCUGGGGGGCCUCCGCUUCAGCAGCGUGGGGCACUUGGCCAAAUGCAUGCAAGAUUUAAUUCAAAAGACUUCUGCUGGAAAUUUCCUCAAGUCCAAAUCUGCUGCUGAAAAUGCUGUCUUUGCCCUCCUCAAUUACCACCCCAACAGGGCCCACAAACUGGGGGGCCCCCAGAGGGCCCCCGUGGCCAUCAAAGUCGACUUCCACCACAAGGGGGCCCGCCAAGGGGGCCCCCAGGGGGCCCCCCAGGGGGGCGCCCAAAGGGGGCCCCAGGGGGAGAACGAGGCGAACGGGGGCCCUCAGGCGAACGGGGGCCCCCAGGGGGCCCCUGAGGGGCAGGGGGGCCCCCAGGGGGGUACUGAGGGGCAGGGGGGCCCCCAAGGGGGUACUGAGGGCGAGAAGGGUCAGGGGGGCCCCCAGGGGGCCCCCGGGAAUGAAGGCAGCGGCACGAAGUGCUUCUUUGUUAUUAGGAGGCACAAGGAGACAAAUGAGGAAGAUGCAGAGGACUUCUCGGUGUCAAAGUGCAUUUCGGAACUUUCGAAAAACCCGCCAGUAGAGCCGGAAGCUUUUGCUGCCUUUUUGGAACAGCGGUACCAAGCUGCUGCUGCUGCUUUUGACGCUGCGCAGCAGCAGCAGCAGAAGCGCAAGGCAGCAGCAGCAGCAGCAGCAGCAGCGGCUGCCGCCACGGACGAGAAGAACACGAACGAGCCGCAGGACGAGCAGCAGCCACAGCAGCAGCAGCAGCAGCAGCAGCAGCAGCAGACCGAGGAGCACAGCGGCGGCGACAGCAAGGCCCAGACAGAAGCCGCAGAACCAGCAGCAGCAGCAGAAGCAGCAGCAGCAGAAGCAGCAGCAGCAAGCAGCACAGCUGCUGCCGAAGAGUCCAAGGCGUAA